GUUUUGCUCUGGUAUAAUAACAAAUAUUCCUGGCUAUGAUCAAGAAGAAUUAAUUACUCUGUAUGAACUGCACAAACUACUGAUUGCAAAUUUGCUAGUUUCCAGUGCUGCAAAUCGUUCUCCAUCUUCUGCUCUUAAAGCAAGAUUUUCUUUCUCGUUGCUGACAUUUCCCCUUCCCCUCAACCAGAAUGGAAGGGAAUUUCUCAUACAAGCAAACACUCAGAAGCGGCGCAAACUCGAGGAUGACAACAGCUCAACUUCAUUUGAACAUGUGGAGACAGCAGCUGAUACUGUGAAAAAGAUAGUAGACAAUACAGACACAAGCAACGUGGGUUCAGAUGUGAGUAGACGGAAACAAAGCCGUGUCAAGGGACAAACUAAUUCUGGUAGAGGACGUGGUUCCCGAAUUAGUGAUCAGACCAAGCCACAAGCAGUUUCUGUGUCAAAUGGUCAGCUCGAGAACUCUUACCAGAAGUUGCAGGAUGGUUUGCCAAAAGAGCAAAUUGGGCACGAUCGACAGACUGUAUUCGAAGAGGAGAUCACUUCUUUACGGGCAAAAGUUGUGGCUUUGGAGGAAGAGCUUAAGAAAUCCCGUCAAGAGGCAUCAGAUUAUCAACAUCAGUGUCAACAGCUGGAAAAGGAAUUGAAGGAUCUUAAAGAUUAUGAGCAGCAGAUAAAGCCAAAGGUGUGCUUCAUCAGUUGCUUUACUUCUUUUGGUUGGUUAAGUUCUGUUUCUGCCCUAGAAACAAUAAGUAUU
Molecule: messenger RNA, 757 nt
Organism: Nicotiana tabacum (common tobacco)
Lineage: Eukaryota; Viridiplantae; Streptophyta; Magnoliopsida; Solanales; Solanaceae
Source: RefSeq, a predicted model, not a curated record